UCAUACAGGCUGCAGGGCUGUGAGCUGUAGUGAGGCCCGGUGCAUGGCGGUCAGGCGGCGGACUCGGCCCUCCACAGGUUUAAAAAGAAGUAAAGGAUAGGUUUAGGACAAGCUACGUGUAUGCUUGGGUUGCUUAAUUUUCAGCUUGGUGAUCUGUGAAAGUUCUCCACUUGGUGCAGAAGCAUGAAACCACUGGAUAGCCAAAUAAGCUGUAUCAGUGGGAACAGCUUUCAGUGUUGAAUACAUGUCUAAGGAGCUGCCAUCAGAACAAAAUGGAGAGCUUGAGUCUACAGGCAAUGACCCUUUCUGAUGGGACAACAGCCUAUGUUCAGCAAGAUGCAAGUGAAGAGAAGUUAAUUGAAGGACAAGUGAUUGAACUUGAAGAUGGAUCCACAGCUUUUUUCCAACAAGUAACACUGCAGAAAGAAUCGAUUACAUUUGAAGAUGGUCAGCCUGUUGCACUGGAAGGUGGCACCAUGGCUUUUAUACAUCACACUCCCAAAGAGGGUUUUGACCCCAACACCUUGGAAGCCAUCCAGCUGGAAGAUGGAUCCACAGCUUUCAUACACCAUCCUGUUUCCACGACAGUGGGUGGCACCAUCCUGGCAGUGCAAGCAGAUGUGGGGCUGGAGGAAUUGGCAGUAGGGAAGAAAGAUGAUGCUUUUGAUUUAGAUACUGGUACCACUCUGAAGGAUUACGCCAGCAAGCAGGACUUCCGGGAGGAAGAAGUGAAGAGCAGUGGAAACGGGCCCAAAAUUCCUGACAAAGCUUAUUGUUGUAGAUACAGUGGAUGUAGCCGCCUCUUUACCACAUCCCACCAUUUGAAGGUGCACGAGCGUGUUCACACGGGCGAUCGUCCAUACCAGUGUGAUUUUACAAGCUGUGGGAAAACAUUUGCUACAGGAUAUAGUCUGAAGAGCCACGUGAGAACCCACACUGGUGAGAAGCCAUACAAAUGCCAAGAAGAUUUAUGCACCAAAGCCUUCAAGACUUCUGGAGAUCUCCAGAAACAUAUCCGAACACAUACUGGUGAGCGGCCCUUCAAGUGCCCUUUUGAAGGCUGUGGCCGCUCUUUCACCACCUCCAAUAUACGCAAGGUCCAUAUACGAACACACACAGGAGAGCGGCCAUAUAUGUGCCCAGAGCCCAACUGUGGAAGGGGUUUCACUAGUGCCACCAACUACAAGAAUCACAUGAGAAUCCAUACAGGGGAGAAGCCAUAUGCAUGCCUGGUACCAGGCUGUGGAAAACGCUUCACAGAAUAUUCUAGCCUCUACAAACACCAUGUAGUUCACACACAUUGCAAACCAUACACUUGCAACACCUGUGGCAAAACCUAUCGGCAAACGUCUACUUUGGCAAUGCAUAAACGUACCAUGCAUGGGGAGCUAGAGGCCAUGGAUGAGAGUGAGCAAGCCCUCUAUGAACACCAGAUGGAAGAUACCAUAAUGGAUAACAGCAUGCCUCCACUGAAACACCAAUGUAUUGUUUCUAUGAAGAUGGAAGAUGAAGUGCAGGAAGAUUCCAUACCAUCAGCAGCAGCUCUUGUUUCUCAGGAUGGUGUAGAGCAGGUCACAAUAGUAACUUCUGGGACACCAGUAUCUGAAGAUUCAUUCAGAGCAUCCAUCCAUGAUCAGCACUUGGCAGUGCUAGCAACAGCUAAUGGUACUCAUGUUGCUGUUCAGUUGGAAAUGCAACAGAGCCUGGGAAGUACAAUCAGUGUGGCAACUACUUCAGUUCACCAAGAGUCUGCAACUCUGAAAACAGACACAUUGAAAAAUGGAUGUUGAGACUGAGCAUUUGACAGGAAUGAAGUGCUGUGCAGAAACAAGAGCAGUUGGAUAGACAACAGAUUCUUCAAGGGCCUGCAGUUCAGGAGUCAGGUGAUGGGUAACUAAAUGCCCAUCUGAAUCUAGAGAGUUUUUAAAAUUGUUUACAGCUAGUCAGUGCAUGCAGUUGAUAACUGACAAUAGAUGAUGGAGCAACAUUGUUGCUUGACACUUUUUAAAUAAAUGGACCAACAAUAUGCUUUAUGUCCAUUUUAAGAAAGCAACUUGUCUGGGAUAGCAUUUGUCUUAUCAUUUGGAUCUUUUUCAUUUCUGGUAUAUAUUAAUGGAGUAAGCACUUGUGUUUCACUGACCAUUUUUGGAUUGGAAAAUCUUUUAAGUUGGACUUUUAUUGGAUUUCAGCAACAAGAACUUUUAUCAUUUAAAAAUGUGUUUAGCAGUGAAUGUCCAGAAAGGGAUCACAGCUACUCCAUAUCCUAGGGAACUAUCAGCAGGAAAGCAAUGAAGUGCCCUCUGGGUGGACUAUCAGUGGCAGUUCCAAGAUGCAUGCCAUUGGGAACAGGCAAAUAGCACUGUGGAGGCUUUCCUUUUUUUUCUCAGUCUACCAGGGCCACCUCUAAAUAUCAGCAAGAAUCUAAUAGACGGAGGUAGACAAUCUAAACUGAACUUGGGAGUAAAUUAAAUUGGUUUUGUGUAACAUUUUAUUUUCUUCUUCACUCUAGAAGAGGUUUGGAUGUAUAUUUGAUAAAACUUAAAAGUUGUUUUCUAUUUUCAGAAACAGCUUCAGCUUUACCAUUCCAUUCCUCUCCUAAUCCCAUAUAUUAAGAUCAUUUGGUAGAUGAAGUACAGAUUCUCCUACCCCCAGGAAUCCUAACAACAAGAUCAGGAAGGGUUUAAGCUUACUCCUACCACUAGUUAUCAGCGUAGAAAACAGUAUGUUUCCUUGUUGCCAAUUAACAGCCAAGAAGCUAUAGUUUUGAUCAAGAAUCUAUGGUGGUGGUAGAGAAAGAGGUCUUUCUGUACACAUCCCAAUCCUAAUGAAAAUUGUCAUUUUCCUGCUGGUAAUAAGUGAUGGUUGAUUGUCCAUAAAAAGUGGUGAGGUUCUGUGGGCCACACAAAAAUCAGAUUGCAGGUUCCCCACAUGUCCUAGGGAGGAUAUGGUAUUCUGCCAUCAAAAUGCAUGUUAUACAACUGGAAAGAAGAAAACCAGUUUUGUCCAAUCAGCCUGCCAGACGAAGAUUGUUUUAAAAGAGCAUCAUCUACUACAUUGUCAAUUUGCAACUGAUACUAUCUUACUUAGUUUUUUGUAUUACUGUCUGCUGUAACUCAUGAAAUAAUAUUAUACUCCAUAGUGUAUGGACAAUAUCUCCUGCUCUGUUGUUUGGUUUACCCAGCCAUUGCCCCUUUCUUUUGUGUUUAUAUUUGAUCCCAACACUUAAUUCCAGAACAAUAAUGUCACAGUAUGUGGUUAAGCUGGAACACUGAAACAGAAAUUGGCUUAAGGAAAAUGAGUGUUCCUCUUUGUGCUCUGAUUCUGACAAAUCAGAACUUUAAUCCUUCAAAAAUGAGGUCUCCUAAAAAGACCUGAUCAAAGCAUAAAGGCAGAGUGAAUGGAGCUGUUGCCAAAUCUCGAAUCUUACUUUCCCCCUUAUCAUUCUUUACAUAUCCUGGCUAGUCAUCAUAGCUGUCUUCAUUUUUCAGAGAAAGAAUGAUAGGUCUGAAAUACGCACAUUUUUCUUUGUCUCCUCUACUUCUCACAAUAUGUUUCUUUUCCCUUAAAGGAAGGAAAGUAGAUAGGCAUUACUGCUAGGUUUUCCAAGACCAGCCUGACUUUUAGAAAUUCCCAGAUAAGCAUCCUGCAAUGCAGCUAGUAAAUUUGGAAACUGGCACUUGGGCACUGCAGGGUUAAGAAUAGGGACCUAUCCUAGAUGAAAGAGGAUGCAAAGCAACAAGUGAGGCAGAGGACAGGUCUGUGAGCAGCAGGGAGUUGAUAAAUGCUCAGCAAAGGACAGCUGACUGAAAAACAAUUAGUUGGGUUUUUGUCUAAAGUGAAAAUAAAGAUGAGCGCUAUAUGCUUAACUGUUAGAUGCCUAUUAAAAACAAAGACAUAGCACUGAUUUUUAAAAUGGUUAGAAAUCUCAGUUGUGGAUUAUUUGGUAGAUGAAAAACUCAUGUUUUAGGAAAAAUAAUAUGGUUGCCCCAAGUAAUGUUUUAAUCUCAAAGAGAAUGAGCUUUUGUACACAUAUUUCUGGGUCUGAAAAUAAAAGUACCUUGCAGGCUAAGCUAGUACUUAAUUCUAGGACAUUCUUAAAAUUUCUGUAGCUUUCUUGUGUUGCAGGCACACAAUAGUAUUUGUUAAGCAUGCAUGGAAAUGGGAUGCAACGUUUUAACUAUGGAAUGAAAUUUCUACACAUCAUCUGUGGAACUGCAAACCAAAUUGAAAUUUUUGAAAGGCCUAUAGAAGAAUUAGCUCUCUCUCCUUCCCAAUGUCUGAUUUUUUGGGUGGAAGUAGAAUUUACAGCGUGGACAGAAAAGCUGUGUUUUAUCCAACGUGGUAUCAGAUAUUUCAAGUUGAAUCACAGAGUACAAUCCUAAUCACUCUUCUCUGAAAAGAAAGUGUCAAGGAACUCAGUGGAGUUUACCUGCUUUCCAAAGUCCUGGAUCACACUAUACUUUGGGCUGAAUCUUUAAGAAAAGAGAACUUUCCCCAUUCAGUUGAAGUCAAUGAUUUAAUGUAUUCACAAAUCUAAUUCUGAGGUGACUAGAACAGACUGGACUUGUUUUUCUUGCUAUUCUGAUUGCAGUGUGAUUAAAAU
This is a messenger RNA of Python bivittatus (Burmese python), 4603 nucleotides long. RefSeq names its product zinc finger protein 76 (gene ZNF76). Gene Ontology annotation, molecular function: RNA polymerase II cis-regulatory region sequence-specific DNA binding; DNA-binding transcription factor activity, RNA polymerase II-specific. Gene Ontology annotation, cellular component: transcription regulator complex; chromatin; PcG protein complex. Gene Ontology annotation, biological process: regulation of transcription by RNA polymerase II. The record is from RefSeq and is a predicted model, not a curated record. Lineage: Eukaryota; Metazoa; Chordata; Lepidosauria; Squamata; Pythonidae.